UUUAAAUUUACGAUUAUUAUCUGUAAUGAUGGAAGGCAGACUGAAGUCGUUUACCUUUGUCUUGACUUUUCUUUUAGCUUUGACCACUGCCAUUGCUAUGCCCUAUUUGGAAUCAUUUUCUUGUCCAGAUAAAGGUUUACCAAUGUGGAAAACCCCAACCGAAAGAUCUAGUAUAACGGAUAUAUGCAAUUUUAUAAUAAACAUAGGCACACUUGCUGUACCCGACUCUGAAACAGCUACAACAAGUGCCAACGCCAUCUAUGAUAUCAUUGUAUAUCUAUCUCUGUCACCUGACGUCGAAAGCCCUACAAGUUCUGCUACGAAACUUGGAACAAUACCUGUUCAAUACAAUUCAAACACAUCCAUUCAAGUUACAUUAGAUACCAUUACGAUGGAUCCAGUUGAAUUCUGUGGAGAUGCUUGUUUUGUGGCCGAACUUCAAAAGACCGAGGGAGGUAAAACAGAAGUUAUCAGUUCCAUGACCUCCAUGUUUCAACUUGCGUGUCUUAAUGAGGACGGUGUGGAUCUCGAGCUAAUAGUCCAGUUUGCCAAUGGAACAGUUAUAAACUUCGCAAAUAACGACAGUUUCGAGACGACUUAUAAAAAUUUUCCACUAAACUAUUUGGAUAAACCAAUCAAAGAUCAAAUACCUGGUGGACUGAAGAUACUGGUGAAGAAUAAUGGAAAUGCUGUAUUCCGUCAAAGGACUGGGAUGAAGAUACUUCAAACAUGGGCCUACCUCCGUGCAUAUAACUAUGAAGACAUGCUGCCGCUAGGUGGCGAACAAACCAACCCUGCAUUACUGCAAUAUAACGUUACUGACAUCAUCGUUCACAAAGGGAACAGGCUGGUAAACCCCACUGGGAAUUUCACAAGCAGCGCCAUUCCACCAGGUGGGGCAAUAGAACUUGACGUGACACAUCUUGUCCUGUGGAGUGAGCGGCAGCCCCACCCUCACUGGGAGUCUUAUCUCAUCAUUGCUGUGGAUCCUCUAAAGUCUGCGACGGACAAUAACAGGAAAAACAAUUAUUUUGUACUGCCCAUGGCGCUGGAAUGUUGUGGUCGGUACAACUCCUACUGUGAGGUAAAGGGAAAUAUUUGGAAAGGUGGAGACAGGGCCUGGGUUACAUACAAUCCGAGGUAUAUGAAUGGCAUAAGAGUAUACGAAUAUAUGCGUGAUAGUAAAUCACUCAAGAAGAUCCAAAUACCUACAGUAUUGACAGAUAUGACCAAAAUGAUAUGGCUGGAACGAGUAACCGAAGUUCUGGCUGACCAAAUGGACCAACAAGAAAUGUGUCCAUUGGACAUGAAGGCUCACACAGAUCCGAUUCUCUUAAUGAUCGGCGAUCUGGCAAGGCAGCUGGAAGAUAAUUUAAAAAAUUCUGUAAAAGCAGAGAUGUCUGAAUGGCAACAAUCUCAGUUGAACAACAUGGCCAGCCUUGCUUCAGUUAUUAGUCGGAUACUGGAGGAAUUGGUGUUUCCAGAAGGGUCACUCCAUAAGUAUCUUUCCGAGAUAGUCACGACGUUUCAGAGUAUAGGUUCAAAUGACCAGUAUGGACCUUUUAACCCAGAUCUUACAAUGAACACGGAUGACCAACAGUCAAGUUGGUCAAGCAUGCACUCUCAGAACAGUGGGUAUUCAGUUGAUUCCACGUAUGUUUCCUCAAUGCCAGAGUAUUCUUCCAUGGGGCUUGACCCGCGUUCUGGAUACCUACCAGACAUGUAUAAAACACCCAUUGACAUAAUUAGGAAUGUAUUAGAAAAUAUGAUUAAUUCCUCUGAACCAUUACCUUAUGUACCAGAAAAUCUGAGAAAAAUCAUCCAAAGGCUGAUGUUGGAAGGCGAAGAAGAAGCCAGACGUCUGAAUCCUGAUAUGCCUUAUGACUUUUUGAAAGACCUGAAGAAUGCAAUGGAAAUGUUUCUGUCAAAACAAAGUAUUGCUCCAGAACUCAUAAUGCCAAUGAUUCAAACUCUUACUAUGACUAAUUUGGACAUUGGCCCUGAGGGAGAGACGAUGGCUUUAAACAAAGUUAAGGCUUUAUUAGCAAUGGUUCAAGGAUACAAGAAGAACGCUACUGUUGGGAGCAAGGAAGAGAAGAUGCUAGAAGUUUGGGAAGCAACACUUGAAACUUCUCUGGCUGGUAAUUUCUGGAAUGAAUGGUACAAAAUUGCAAAAGAACUAAUCAAG
Limulus polyphemus (Atlantic horseshoe crab) is the source of this 2188-nucleotide messenger RNA. RefSeq lists its product as uncharacterized. The transcript has 11 exons. NCBI's taxonomy places the organism in Eukaryota, Metazoa, Arthropoda, Merostomata, Xiphosura, Limulidae. The record is from RefSeq and is a predicted model, not a curated record. The annotation marks the transcript as partial.